Lycium ferocissimum is the source of this 1601-nucleotide messenger RNA. Its product is annotated as F-box protein CPR1-like. The record is from RefSeq and is a predicted model, not a curated record. The transcript has 2 exons. NCBI's taxonomy places the organism in Eukaryota, Viridiplantae, Streptophyta, Magnoliopsida, Solanales, Solanaceae. The coding region runs from base 457 to 1404 and encodes 315 amino acids.
AGUAUGUCUAUAUGUGGCUAAAGCACAAAUUUUUAAUUGCAGAGAACAGACUUGUGAAUCCGUCAAAGAAUAUAAUUGAAGAGAAGAUAGUUGUGAUUCCGUCAAAGAAUAUAAUUGAAGAGAAGAUAGUUGUGAUUCCGUCAAAGAAUAUAAUUGAAGAGAAUAUAGUUGUGAUUCCGUCAAAGAAUAUAAUUGAAGAGAAGAUAGUUGUGAAUCCAUCAACAAGCACAAAGAAGAUGGAUGCCGAUCGGGCCAUGAAAAUCCACUUCCCAGAUGUAAUAAUUGUGGACAUCCUCAGCAGGUUACCUAUGCGGUCGCUUCUUCGAUUCAAAUGUGCUUCAAAAUUUUGGAGGUCAUUAAUCUCUGAACCCUACUUUAAAACAAAGCAUUGGAAUCACGCCAAGAAUAACCAAAAUUUUCAAAGAUUUCUUAUUGGCCAACUUUGCCCGACUUCUCAUGAUAAGUGGCUUGGUACGAUGUCGUUCUAUUGUUCCUUCUGUAUCAUCGGUCCAACUGGUUGAUGUACAAAAGCUUGGUUGCCCUUCAAAUGAUAAACCAUGCGAUUAUUCCAUAGUAUGCUGCGGCGAUGGCUUGUCUCUUCUUUGGUCUCCAAAUGACUAUCUGCUGUGGAACCCUUCCACAAAUGAAUCAGUAGUACUUCCGAAUCCCGAAUCUCCAGGAACAUUCGGUAGCGCUUACGGAUUGGGAUAUGACUCAACUAGUGAUGACUAUAAGAUUCUUAGGAUUGAAAGUAGUAGGGGUUAUGGUUCCAACCCACCCUGUAAAAUCUUUGCACUAAAGAGUGGUUCUUGGAGAAAAAUUGAUAACCACCCUCGUGGCUCUAAAAUUGAUGACCAUCCUCGUCGCCCUCACGAUACUCUAUUUGUUGUGAACUCUUUGGCAUUUGUUCAUGGCGCAUUUCAUUGGAUCAUCAUGGAUAAUUUAUCUAAGUAUUUCAUGGCUUCAUUGAAUAUAUCAAACGAGGCGUACGGAGAGAUGCCGUUGCCAGAGGGAAUUUGUAAUAUUUACAACAAGUUUUACCUAAGAUAUGGCGUUGCAGUAUUAGAAGGAAUGCUUUGUGCUCAUUGUAAUUAUCGUAAUACGGAGGGGGGCACGUUUAAGUUAUGGGUAAUGAAAGACUAUGGUGUCAAGGAAUCUUGGACUAAAUUAUUUACUAUUCAAGAGACCCAACUUUUGUCAGCCACACCGAUAUAUAGGUUUACAGAUGGUGAAGUGUUACUCCACUGCAACGGGGCUAGAUAUACUGAGUACAGGACAUCCAAAGGACCAUAUCGAUUGUUGCCUGCAUCUGCUUUACCGUAUCGAUUUUUGCCUGGAUCUGCUUUCAUCAAACAACUAUUCUGCUAUACAGAAAGCUUGAUCUCUCCAAAAUUACUUGUUUAGUAUUUGAUUAUGAUUGGAGCACCUUUUUUUUUUUUGGGAAAGUCAUGCUACAGCAUCUUAUUCUUAAAAAAUAAUUAGCUUGUUAGUUUUGUGUUUCAGAAUGUAAUUCCCAAUGUAGUUGGCUUUGCUUAUUUCAUGUUUCUAAGAGAGGUGAUAUAAGCCAUUUCUGUACUAAUGAAGAAGUGAUUGAACUCUCA